This is a messenger RNA of Lindgomyces ingoldianus, 1869 nucleotides long. RefSeq names its product M6 metalloprotease. The record is from RefSeq and is a predicted model, not a curated record. The transcript is spliced from 7 exons. Bases 1 to 1869 code for a protein of 622 amino acids. NCBI's taxonomy places the organism in Eukaryota, Fungi, Ascomycota, Dothideomycetes, Pleosporales, Lindgomycetaceae. Gene Ontology annotation, molecular function: peptidase activity. Gene Ontology annotation, biological process: proteolysis.
AUGGCUCCUCGACACUCUGAUGUGCCAUGCUUCGUUCCACCCCACCCUGAUCUCCUUGCUCGCCAAAAAAUGGAACUGCUAAAGGUCCAGGGAACGGCCAAUGAAAAUUCCGUAAAAUCGAGGACCCACUCUCUUGUCAUGGGAGACAAACGAUUGCCAGGACUUAAUGAUGGCACCAUUUUCCCCAAGAGUCACUUUGACAAGCCGGUCUCUGUCAUGGCAAUGAGCAAUGCUGCCUUGGAGAGGGCUCCAUUGGCUGGCGCAAUCAAGGUCGCCAUAGUUCUCGUUGACUUUCAAGACAGAAAGAUGAACCCGGGGGCGAAGGAACGUUUUGAGGACCUUUUCUUUUCCACCAGCAAGGUCCCCACUGGCUCCGUGAGCGAAUAUUAUCAGGAAGUAUCUAGGGGCAAAAUUUCGCUCGCAGGAGAGGUUGUCGGUCCAUUUACGCUCAGCCAGAACCUGGCAUACUACGCGAACAAUGCGUACGGAAGGGGCUGGCCUGAGCCAAACUCCAUGACAAUGGCAGAUGAAGCGUUGACUGCUGCGACCGGAAAAAUCAAUUUCACGCCCUACGACAACGAUAGAAACGGCUAUGUUGAUGCUUUCGUAGUCGUUCACGCCGGCAGUGGUGCCGAGGAGACAGGAAAUCAGAAUGACCUGUGGAGUGUUAAGUGGACAAUCCCUACAGAACGGAAGGUAGAUGACGUGAAUGUGUACGGUUUCUUGACCGUUCCAGAAGAUGCGAAGUGUGGAAUUUGCGCGCAUGAGCUCGGGCAUUUAUUAUUUGGCUGGCCGGAUCUAUAUGAUACAGACUAUAGCUCAAAUGGUAUUGGCAAUUGGUGCCUGAUGUCAUUCGGGAGUUGGGGAGGAAAUGGAGCCAGACCCGUUCACCCUUCAGCUUGGUGCAAACAAAACCAGGGCUGGAUUGAUGUCGUUACCGAAACUGAAAACCACCAAGUCACAUUACAAGAUGUGAAGACUGGCUACAAAACCCACCGCCUCUGGAAAGAUGGUGACUCGGCUAGCCCUGAGUACUAUCUCAUAGAGAACCGCCAGCUUACCGGCUUUGACGAGUCUCUCCCCGGCCCUGGCCUCCUGAUCUGGCACGUCGAUGACAGCGUUUACACUAACGCAGAUGAAAAUCACCCAAAAAUCAAGAUCAUGCAAGCUGACGGUCUUGACCAACUCAAGACGGGCAUCGCGGGAAGGGGAGAUCCUGGCGAUCCGUACCCUGGCGUGUCGAAUAACUCCACAUUCAACACAGUCUCCAACCCAAACAGCAAGGCCUACUCAGGGAUGGAUACCUUUGUGUCUGUUACUGAAAUUCCUCAGCCAUCCUCCUCGAUGACUUUCAAUAUUACAGUUAAAGCAAUCAACAAACCUCCGACCGGCGGGGACUUUGAUGGCAAGACCUGGUAUAGAUUGAAAAACACCUAUGUCGGCCAGGGACAACCAACCCCCUAUGCUCUAGACGUCAUCAACGACGGUGCCGGGAAUGCCGAAGGCCUCAUCGAAAUGACACGCGAGAACAAUGUAUCGGGCCAGUUCUGGCAAGUACUUCCUCACGGCGACGGCACAUAUGCUAUUCGCUCGCUUUUCCUUGGCCCAAAUCGCCAACUCGAUGUCUACGGUAAUGACAAGACGAAGCCACAUGUAGGUCAGGCUGGGCCGUUCACAGGACAGGUCUGGAUCAUCAAACCGUGGGGCGAUGGUACAUGGCAUUUGGAGAAUGCUUACUCCGGCCAAUAUAUGUAUCUGGACACUAUGGAGGGCGGGGGAAGGGUUGCUAUGAAUCAAUCGAAUUCAGGUAGACCAACGCAAAGAUGGACUUUCACGCCGAUUAGGGGAAUCACAGAGCCAGGGUUCUAG